AUGAAAGUGCCCUGGACGAGACUGAUCCGGUUCGUCGCGACCGACGGCCGAGUCCUGCGCGGCGAACCGAUCCUGCCCAGCGAGGACUUCGACCUGGGCAACGUCACCGAGGCGGACCAGUUGAAGGCCAAGGUCAUCGCGGGCGACGACAUCUUCGACACGACCGGCAAGACCAAGGUGACGGACGAGGUGGUCACGGUGAAGAAACUCCUCGGGCCGCUGGCGCGCGAGGAGGUGCCGAUCCUGAGAUGUGUCGGGCUGAAUUAUGCAAAGCACAUCAAGGAAGCUGGACGCCAACCUCCGCCGUUUCCCUUUAUUUUCUUCAAGCCGAACACGACAGUCCAGGAUCACGAUGCUCCGGUGGUAAUACCCAAGCUCGCCCAGGAUGACCAGGCAGACUACGAGGGAGAGCUGUGUAUCGUCAUCGGCCGCGACGCAAAGGACGUCCCCCGCGACCAAGCCCUGGACUACGUGGGCGGGUACACGGCCGGCAACGACGUGUCGUCGCGGAAACUCCAACGAGACCCGGAGCUGGCGGGCAGGGUGCCCCAAUGGGGAUUCUCCAAGGGGUUCGACACCUUUGCGCCGCUGGGACCGUGUCUCGUGGCGCCCGACCUCAUCGGGAACCCGGCGGGCCUGCACCUGAAGACCAUCGUCGACGGCGAAACGCGGCAGAGCGAGGGCGUGUCGGAUCUGCUCUUUGAUUGUCCGUACAUCAUCUCGUAUCUGAGUCAGGGGACGACCCUGCAGAAGGGGAGUGUCAUUAUGACGGGGACUCCAGGAGGAGUCGGCUCCGGCUUGAAACCGCCAAAAUACCUCGUCCCGGGAACGAAGAUGGAAGUGCAAAUCUCCAAGAUCGGGACGCUGCGAAACACGGUCGAGUUCGCCUGA
Fonsecaea nubica is the source of this 891-nucleotide messenger RNA. RefSeq lists its product as hypothetical. The transcript has 4 exons. The coding region runs from base 1 to 891 and encodes 296 amino acids. Gene Ontology annotation, molecular function: catalytic activity. The record is from RefSeq and is a predicted model, not a curated record. NCBI's taxonomy places the organism in Eukaryota, Fungi, Ascomycota, Eurotiomycetes, Chaetothyriales, Herpotrichiellaceae.